Messenger RNA from Oncorhynchus kisutch (coho salmon), 5369 nucleotides. Its product is annotated as ras-related protein Rab-9A. The record is from RefSeq and is a predicted model, not a curated record. Gene Ontology annotation, molecular function: GTP binding; GTPase activity. Gene Ontology annotation, biological process: Rab protein signal transduction; retrograde transport, endosome to Golgi. Lineage: Eukaryota; Metazoa; Chordata; Actinopteri; Salmoniformes; Salmonidae. The coding region runs from base 804 to 1409 and encodes 201 amino acids. The transcript is spliced from 4 exons. Gene Ontology annotation, cellular component: lysosome; late endosome; phagocytic vesicle.
AGGAAUUAUUGUAUAUGAUUUGUUCUCAUCAGUGUUUUUGUAAUGUGUCUGUACAUUAGAGAUAUCUGUAUCGGAGUCAUUGGAGAUAACAUUCUGUUUUAUCAACUGAAUUAAGUUUGUGUUUCACUAUCAGUAUGUCAUGUGUAUUUUCAAGGAGUGUCUUUUCCAAAGUCCAUGCAGUUCCCUAUCUUAUUGAUAGUCUCCCUGUUUAUAGCCUUUAACUUUUCAAUCAUUGUCUGGCGACUUUCUUUCUUUGAGAGACACACACAUGCAUGCUCAGGCAGUAUGUGUGUAAUGCACAUGGUGGUACUUACAAACAUAGACACACCUUUACAAUCAUUCACAUUCACACUGUUUAAUAUAUUGUGUGUGCAGGCUUUUCUGCCCAGUCCCACACUGAUAAUAUUACAAUAGAUAAACGUUAUCAAGUGGAAAGUCCACAUUCUCAUAUCUUUCAAAGAGCAUACUAUUGCUGAUACUGUACAUUGAGGUACAGCAGAAUGAAAUGUAGGGGAGAGUGGGCACACAGUAGGCGUGACAAACGAUCGGUCAUAUGAGCGUCAGUAGCGCUCGAGCAGUCCUGCCCAGUAGCGCCAAGUCACCGGGAAACCUCGGCCGCUCGUGAGGAUUUUGCAAAGGGAUGGAGCGGUAUGGCGACGCCGACGUACAUUAUAAACAUCAAGGUGCUGAAUUAGGCUAUGGUUUGCCCUGAUACAUAACGGUAACAGCAGCGCUUCCCAGACCAUUCCCCCCCCCCCCCCCCCAGCCAGCUACUCCACCAACCCUUCAGCCCAGGCCCAGCCAUGACAGCCAAGUCGUCCCUGCUCAAGGUGAUCCUCCUUGGGGACGGAGGCGUGGGCAAGUCCUCCCUUAUGAACCGCUACGUCACCAACAAGUUUGACACGCAUCUCUUCCACACCAUUGGCGUGGAGUUCCUAAACAAGGAGCUGGAGGUGGACGGGCGCACCGUGACGCUCCAAAUCUGGGACACGGCGGGCCAGGAGCGCUUCCGCUCACUCCGGACACCUUUUUACCGUGGCUCCGACUGUUGUCUCCUGACCUUCAGCGUAGAUGACAACCAGAGCUUCCACAAUCUCAACAACUGGAAGAAGGAGUUUGCCUACUACGCUGAUGUCAAGGAACCUGAGAAGUUCCCAUUCGUGAUCCUGGGUAAUAAGUUGGAUGUGCCAGAGAGGCAGGUUUCGGGCGAGGACGCCCGCCAGUGGUGCCGCGACAAUGGCGGCCACCCGUACUUUGAGACGAGCGCCAAGGACUCGACCAACGUGGCGGCGGCGUUUGAGGAGGCGGUGAGGAGGGUGCUGGCGCAGGAGGAAAGGGGGGAGCACCUCAUCCCGACGGACACAGUGGACCUGCACAGGAAGCCACGCUCUGGCACCUCCUGCUGCUGAGGAGAUGUAGGGUUGAUUACCUUUAUUUGACUCUUAAAGGCCAAAUGCAGCUGUUUAUCUCAAUUUGAAAUGGGCAAAUAUAGCUUUUUAGCAAAAAAACUAUUUCUCAAGCAAGAAUUUUGCUAAGAUGGUGAAAACUAGCUGUUUAUUGGAAGAGAGGUUUGGAACAGUUUUUGUUAUUGGUAUAUUAACCAGUCUACCGAACAGUGAUGUCACCAUUGAAAGCUGAAACUCCCGUCCAUGCAAACCUGCUGAUUAUAAUGUCCUGUGUAGAUUGUAUUUUCAACCACCAACUAUCAGGAAAUAAACUGAUCACAUUUUUUCACAAUUUUACAGUGUUUGUUUCAUCAGCUGUUUAUUACAAUAUGGUAUGAAACACAGGAAAAUUAGAAUUUUGACUGCACUGGGCCUUCAAAGAGACAGUAGGGGCAUAUUUGAACUUCUGCUGCCCAACUCUGGCCGUAACUUGUGAGUUCUGAUGAUGCCAACGGCCACUUGGUUCAAGUUCUCUUUUUUAACUGUGGUUAAUGCUUUCGUUCUGCUCUGUGCUCCUCCCUUGGUUUACCUGACUGCAUGUGCACGCAGACACACAGCCUGUUCAUGGCAUUAUACACACCCAACCCACUUAGGCUAUAUAAGUUUUAUCAUACACAGGAGUGCUCAUAGUUGGGCCUGCUAUUUGACAUUCCUUUGCGCUGGCGAGUAUGUUUUAUCAGUGACUACUACGAUCAAGAGAUUACUUUGUUCUGCGCUUGUCCUCCAGCAAUCAAGUAAUGACUAAAUAUUUACAUUUUUAGUCAUAGCAGACACCCUUAUCCAGAGCAACUUACAGUAGUGAGUUGCCUCUCUGGCACUUUUUCAUAGUGGUCCCCCGUGGGAAUCAAAUUCACAACACUGCCGUUGCAAGCACCCUGCUCUACCAAUUGAGCCACAUGGGGAAAUACUACAUUGUCAUCCCAUCUAUUAAAUGGGCUGAAUGUGCCAAAUGUAUAUUAAUAUUGUUGAUUGUUUAAAAUAAUCGUAUUUUGUAUUAACGUUAGUGGUGGUAGUCAGUACACAGACUGACUGAACUACAGUAUGUGUUGGGGGGAAAACCAGAGGGUUGUGUCCAGUCUACAUCAUUGUACAAAUGGAAAGAAAAUUUCAGUCAAACCCAUUUCUCUGAUUAUUCUCACUUGAUGGGCUGAUUUUAGAUUUUAAACCCACUCAACCCAGCCAUGCAAAUUUUGGCUGUGUGAAUUCGCAAGCCGUUCAUUGGCUGGAUUGCGUGCUCUAUAGAGACCAACGUAUGUCCAGCCUUCAUAAUGACCAAAAUAGCUUUAACAUGUUUAAUCUCAUCCAAUUUCCAGAUAAACUGUCAAAAGCCUUUUUAUAGCCAUGUUAAUGUGUGUUCGUUAGGAAUGUCAGGGCACUGAAGCAUGUAGAUUGGUCUUUUAGCUACAAAAACAAUAGCUUUAAUUUAUUUAAAUGUGUUUACAGUCACUCACUACGCGAACUAGUGCACCUGAUGCCUCAGGACGUAAGUGCAUUAGCUAGCCUAACUGUUUUCGGAGAGUUUGGAAAUGAGAGGCUUUUUAAUGUUAUGUUGCCUGGACCUGGACUAACCAUUUUGGAAUUGAGCAGCAAAUCCCGGGCCAUUGCACCACAAUUUAUUAUAGUAGGCUAUAGGCUGACUUGUGCCAUCAUGAGUUCUGUGUACUAUAGCCCCAAGGAAACCAGUCGUAAAUGCAUACCAGUUGUUUCUAUGUUUUGCUGUAAAACGAGACCAACCAUGACACACUAAAAACUGUAGGCCUAUUGUACUUUUUUAUGUAAAAAAAAUAUUGUUGGUUAUUUGUCAAAAGACCCCCAAUAACAGUGAUGUUACCAGUAUUCAAAUGCGAACCAGUAAUUUCUACAGCAGGGUUCCCCAAUUGGUAGCCCACGGCACACCAAGUUUUCUGAGCAUAUACAGUACCAGUCAAAGGUUUGGAGACACCUACUCAUUCAAGGGUUUCUCUUUAUUUUCUACAUUGUAGAAUAAUAGUGAAGACAUCAAAACGAUGAAAUAACACAUAUGGAAUCAUGCAGUAACCAAAAAAGUGUUUAAUAAAUCAAAAUAUAUUUGAGGUUCUUCAAAGUAGGCACCCUUUGCCUCGAUGACAACUUUGGACACUUGGCAUUCUCUCAACCACCUUUCCAACAGUCUUGAAGGAGUUCCCACAUAUGCUGAGCACAUGUUGGCUGCUUUUCCUUCACUCUGUAGUCCAACUAGAUCAUCCGUUCACCUACUCUGCGUCUCACAAAGACACAGUGUUUGGAACCAAAAAUCUAAAAUUUGGACUCAUCAGACAUAUUUCCACCGGUCUAAUGUCCAUUGCUCAUGUUUCUUGGCCCAUGCAAGUCUCUUCUGAUUGUCCUUUAGUAGUGGUUUCUUUAUAGCAAUUUGACCAUGAAGGCCUGAUUCACACCAUCUCCUCUGAACAGUUGAUGUUGAGAUGUGUCUGUUAUUUGAACUUUGAAGCAUUUAUUUGGGCUGCAAUUUCUGAGGCUGGUAACUCUAAUCAAAUUUCAAAUCAAAUGUAUUUAUAUAGCCCUUCGUACAUCAGCUGAUAUCUCAAAGUGCUGUACAGAAACCCAGCCUAAAACCCCAAACAGCAAGCAAUGCAGGUGUAGAAGCACGGUGGCUAGGAAAAACUCCCUAGAAAGGCCAAAACCUAGGAAGAAACCUAGAGAGGAACCAGGCUAUGUGGGGUGGCCAGUCCUCUUCUGGCUGGGCCGAGUGGAGAUUAUAACAGAACAUGGCCAAGAUGUUCAAAUGUUCAUAAAUGACCAGCAUGGUCGUAUAAUAAUAAGGCAGAACAGUUGAAACUGGAGCAGCAGCACAGUCAGAUGGACUGGGGACAGCAAGGAGUCAUCAUGUCAGGUAGUCCUGGGGCAUGGUCCUAGGGCUCAGGUCCUCCGAGAGAGAAAAAAAAAAGAGAAUUAGAGAGAGCAUAUGUGGGGUGGCCAGUCCUAAUGAACUUAUCCUCUGCAGCAGAGGUAACUCUGGGUCUUCCCUUCCUGUGGCAGUCCUCAUGAGAGCCAGUGCUUGAUGGUUUUUGCGACUGCACUUGAAGAAACUUUCAAAGUUCUUGAAAUUUUACAGAUUGACUGACCUUCAUGUCUUAAAGUAAUGAUGGACUGUUUCUCUUUGCUUAUUUGAUCUGUGAAGAUUCCACAAUAUGGACUGGGUCUUUUACUAAAUAGGGUUAUCUUCUGUAUACCAUCCCUACCUUGUCAAAACACAACUGACUGGCUCAAAUGUAUUAAGGAAAGAAAUUCCACAAAUUAACUUUUCACAAGUCUUAAUUGAAUUGCAUUCCGUGUGACUACCUCAUGAAGCUGGUUGAGGGAAUGCCAAGAGUGUGCAAAGCUGUCAGAGGCAAAGGGUGGCUACUUUGAACAAUCUAAAAUAUAUUUGGAUUUGUUUAACACUUUUUUUGUUUACAUGAUUCCAUGUGAUAUUUCAUAGUUUGGUGUCUUCACUAUUAUUCUAGGAUGUAAAAAAUAAUGAAACUUUGAAUGAGUAGGUGUCUCAACUUUUGACCGAUACUGUGUAUAAUAUAUGUAUAGUUAUUGUUUUAUUGUUGCAUGUAAGACUGUAAAAACACUGGCAAAUCAGCUCCAAGUGAUUUUUAUUUUAUAAGUCUUCCAAAGUAUUCCCACGCAUUAUAGAAAGAUGCAUGUAAUCGUAUACAAAUGUAAGCAAGGUUUGAAAUGUAUGUUUUCGUCAAAUAUUCGAUCUUUGGACUUUGUGGUUAAUUUGCAGUCUAAAAAUAAUUUAUUUUCUGGCCCCCUGACCAUCCGCUCACGAACAAAAAUUGUCCUGUUCCAGUGUCUUGCAUUAAAACAUGAACCACCCUGAAACACUCAAUACGGUCUUAAAAUGUAUGUUUGUGUGUGUGUGUUGAAAUAAAAAGUUGGCCAUUUUUUAACCUA